Molecule: messenger RNA, 1897 nt
Organism: Loxodonta africana (African savanna elephant)
Lineage: Eukaryota; Metazoa; Chordata; Mammalia; Proboscidea; Elephantidae
Gene: C9
Product: complement C9
Exons: 9
Biological process (GO): complement activation
Cellular component (GO): membrane attack complex
Molecular function (GO): protein binding
Source: RefSeq, a predicted model, not a curated record
AUUGAUGUGUUAUAUUCUGUUAGUUACUCCCAGCAGACAGUGCAAGGGAGUGGCGCUCCAUCUCCCAUAGACUGCAGAAUGAGCACCUGGAGUGAAUGGUCGCAAUGUGACCCUUGCCUCAAACAAAAGUUCCGCUCAAGAACUAUCGAGGUCUUUGGACAAUUUAAUGGGCAGAGGUGCCUUGACUCCGUGGGAGACCGAUGGCAGUGUGUACCCACAGAGCCCUGUGAGGAGGUUGAGGAUGACUGCGGAAAUGACUUUAAAUGUGGCACAGGCAGGUGCAUAAAGAGGCAGCUCCUGUGUAAUGGUGACAAUGACUGCGGAGACUUUUCAGACGAAGAUGAUUGUGAAAACGAUCCCCGUCUCCCGUGCCGUGACAGAGUGGUGGAAGAGUCUGAGCUGGCACGAACAGCGGGCUAUGGGAUCAACAUUUUAGGGAUGGAUCCCCUAAGUACUCCUUUUGACAAUGAGUUCUACAAUGGCCUCUGUGACCGGGUUCGAGAUGGAAACACCUUGACAUACUACCGCAGACCCUGGAAUGUGGCUUCUUUGGCCUAUGAAGUCAAAGCUGAUAAAAAUUUCCGAACCGAGCAUUUUGAAGAACAGUUUCAAGCAUUCACAGGUAUCAUCCAAGAGAAGACAUCAACUUUUAAUGCAGAUUUCUCUCUAAAAUUCACACCCGUUGAAGCUAACAAGAAAGUUGAAGAUAAACCUAAAGAAGAUGCUAAUGGAAGAUCCCAAAAUCAUAAAAGGGAGGGUAGCUUUCGGUUUAGUUAUCUCAAACAUGAAACUUACCAACAACUCUUGUCAUAUUCUUCACUACAGGAAAAAAUGUUUCUGCAUGUGAAAGGAAUGAUUCAGCUGGGAAGAUUUAUGAUGAGAAAUCGGGGUGUCAUGCUGACAACAACUUUUGUGGAUGAUAUAAAAUCUCUGCCAAGUAACUAUGAUAAGGGGGAAUAUUUCGCAUUUUUGGAAACCUAUGGAACUCACUACAGUAGCUCUGGGUCUCUAGGGGGACUCUAUGAACUAAUAUAUGUUUUGAAUAAAGCAUCCAUGAAGGAAAAAGGUGUUGAACUAAAAGAUAUACAGAAAUGCCUUGGGUUUGAUCUGGAUUUGUCCAUAAACGUUGGAGCUGAAUUCACGGGAAAAAUUAAGAAAAAUGAUUGUUUAAAGAGGGGUGAGGGUAGAACUGUAAACAUCACUAGUGAUGACCUCAUAGAUGACGUCAUUUCACUGAUACGAGGAGGAACCAGAAAAUACGCAUUUGAACUGAAAGAAAAGCUUCUCAAAGGAGCCAAGACGGUUGAUGUGACUGACUUUGUAAACUGGGCUGAUUCCCUAAAUGAUGCUCCAGUGCUCAUAAACCAAAAACUGUCUCCUAUAUAUAAUCUGGUUCCAGUGAAAAUAAAAGAUGCACACCUAAAGAAACAAAAUUUGGAACGCGCCAUUGAAGACUAUGUCAAUGAAUUCAGUGUAAGAAAAUGCCACCCAUGCCAAAAUGGAGGUACUGUGAUACUGUUGGAUGGACAAUGUUUGUGUACCUGCCCAAUUUCAUUUGAAGGACUUGCCUGUGAAAAUAGGAAACAUAAAAUUCUUUAAGGUAAGAAAAAUGUACUUGAUAUUAUUAAGUAAAAAAAAAAAACAAAAAAAACUACACUUUGGGCUAUAUAAUUUGAAAAUCAGUUCUUGAAAUAAUUUUAUUAAACUCCUAAAUUAUCCAUGUAAACACAAUAAAGAGUAAAUAGUGAAAAUGGACAAACCAGCCUUUAUGCACUAUUUAGCAUGCAGUUUUAACAUCUUCUAUCUCUAUAUAUUUAAACAGAACUAUAAACAAAUAAUAUUAUAUAUUUUUAUAAACAAAUAAUAAGUUGUGAUGAUUGUAUUACUUGUAAAUGAU